AUGCGGUUCUCUUCCUUUCAGAUUUGGGAUGGGCUGACCCAGCGAUUUCACCGGGUGAUCGCUCUGGAUUUCAUGGGGUUCGGUUUCAGCGACAAGCCCAGGCCCCACCGCUACUCCAUCUUCGAGCAAGCCAGCAUCGUCGAGGGGCUGGUGCACCACCUCGGCCUCCACCACCAGAGGAUUAACCUCCUGUCCCAUGACUACGGGGACACGGUCGCGCAGGAGCUGCUCCACAGGUAUGAACACAACGAAACCGGAAGCAUCUUGAUCAACAGCCUCUGCUUAUCCAACGGAGGAAUUUUCCCGGAAACGCACUACCCCAGAUUCAUUCAGAAGAUUCUCAAGGACGGCGGUUUCCUGUCCCUCAUCAUCAUGCGGCUGAUGAACUUCUUCUUCUUCUCCAGAGGGCUCGGCGCGGUCUUUGGGCCGUACACGCAGCCUUCGCAGGCAGAGUACUGGGACAUGUGGACGGCAGUGCGGACGAACGACGGGAAUCUCGUUGUUGACAGUAUUUUACAGUACAUAAACCAGAGAAAGAAGCACAGAGACCGCUGGGUUGGGGCUCUGAUGUCCACUUCUGUCCCACUGCAUCUCAUCUAUGGGCCCUUGGACCCCGUGAAUCCACACCCAGAGUUUCUUCAGCUUUACAAGAAGGUGCUUCCCACGUCCACAGUGUCUGUGCUGGACGACCACAUUAGCCACUACCCCCAGCUGGAGGAUCCGACAGGCUUCCUGAAUGCAUAUCUCAACUUCAUCAACUCCUUCUGAGCUGCUUCAGCUCAGUUGUUUCUCUCUGUUUAGGAGUCCGGCUUUGGGGGCAAGGAGAAACCUUGAUUUAUUUCCAGAUCCAAUACCCUGUACUAAGAACCUAAACCUUUGGCUGGCAAACUCUUUGUCUCCAGGUAUGCAGUUAAAUUCUUUGAGCUCCGGAAAAGAUUAGCCUCCAGGAAGGCAUGGACAAAACUGUCAGCAGAAGUAAAGUCACGGGCUGCUGACAGCACUUCCAGCCCUGCACUGCCCUUGCUUCUUGACUUGCCUGUCUCUGUAUUUCGGGCCCGAGGGAAAGGAGGGCUCGAGGAACAGACACACCUGAGGGGAGGCAGAGUACAUAUGUCAGUCCAAAGGUCCUGUGUUGCCUUCAGCACUAAGCUAUCCUGCUCACCACAGGUAGACAGGACCAUUAUCAACUUUGUUGAUGAGAGGAUUUCCGAGAUGCACAUCAGAUGUUUUUCUGUAUUUGAACUGAGUUAUUGCAUAGACAGUUUAAAUUAUACCCCUGUGGUAAGUGUUAUAAAACAUGACUAGCUUGUCAGGACGGAUGGAUUUUGAAACUCUCUCUGAGCUUGUAUGCAUCAAAUUCAGCAGAAGAGCUGGAGCUGUAACACUGUAGCUGCACCUGGAGUGGGGCAUUUAAGCAGCAUAAUUAUGCCUUCAGCAAUUGCUUUUGAACGGCCAAUUACUUGUAGGCAAGCUCUAAAAAGCAUGCCUUUACCCACAGCCCUUGUUUCUGUUAUUUUCAGUUCCAUACACGGUAAACCAAGCAGAGCAAUUCACUGACGCGUCACCCUUGGGAAAGUCUCAGGAGCUUUCCUGAAGCUCUGCUGUUUCUACCAGGGCGAGCUCCUUUAUCCAUUUCAUGAGAGUACGCUGAAUAUGCAAUACUGGCAAUGGCAAAAGCCAGAGGGUUCUUCUGAGCAGUAGCUUUUCAAGCCACAGGGAUUAUCAUAAAAAUAGUAUUCUCCCACACCCUUGACUUUAUAUUCUAAAGAAGCACCAGUUCAUCAGAGAGAUGCUACAUAUCAGAACUUCCUUCACACAGAAGUUAGCGCAAGAUCCUUCUUUCCCCAUCUCUUCCUGACCUCUCCCCCCCACCCCGCAGUGCUUUUGCUACAGGAUGUUUUCACAGCUUUGAGUCCAGGAAAAGGGCUGCACUGUUGCUUGGUAACAUCUGAGGUAAGGGUCACAACUGUUGUUCCAAAGUACAAAAUUAAUGUACCAUUAGAGAGUAAGUUUAAUUUCUCUCCAUACAUUGUGAUACAGAGGAGACAAUCAUCAUGACAGUGGUUGUAAAUGUACAAGCUGGCAGACUCUGCAAGUUUUGUGUGUUUUUAACUGCUUAUGCUUUGAAUGUAGUAGCAUCUCCUAGGAAUAAGGGGCUUCUGCUGAGUGAACAGCCACUAUGGGCUACUUUUUGUGUACGGAAGAUUUGGAAGCAGACAGAAUUACAACAAGAAAUUUCUAUUUUAUUAACAGUAAUUCAUAGGGAUUCCACCACUGGGAUCAAUGUUUAUUUUCUGUUAAUAAAAAUCAUUUUUGACAAAGUU
Molecule: messenger RNA, 2324 nt
Organism: Struthio camelus australis
Lineage: Eukaryota; Metazoa; Chordata; Aves; Struthioniformes; Struthionidae
Source: RefSeq, a predicted model, not a curated record